ACUCUAGUUGCGCCUUCAAAGUUCGUUGUCUAUAAAGAGAGGAAAAAAUUGAUCAAUGCCACUUUAAUCCCAAUGUGGAAACCCUAGUUCCUCAUUCUGGAGAGAAAAAGCUGCUUCCACCAUCGAUUUAGGUUUUCCUUCCGAUUUUGCCGCGAUGACAGCCAAAGCAUCACUGAUCGAGUCUCCGAUUCCUCCUUCUACUGUUGUUUCACAAGAAUUCGCAGAUAAUCCGCAGCAACAAGACAAGAAGAUGAAGAACAUACCUUGGGCUCAAAUCGUUCGUGGUGAUACCGAGGAGGAAAAAGAAAUGCCAUUGACCCCGCCGUCACCGCCGCCAUCGCCGCCAGUUGAGCCGAUAAAGGAGGAACCCAUAACUUUGCCCGACAUUCAUAUCGAAGUCUCCGCCCCCGCCGCUGCUGAUACAGGCAAUGCUGAUUCUCCGAAGAAGUCGCCUUGGAAUAAACCAGUCAAUGGGGUUGUUGGGGUUUCAUCUGUGAUUGGCGGCGUCACCUUUUGGCCUGCUCUUUCCGAUUCAUCUGCUGUUUCUGUUGCGAAAUCUACCGUGGAAUCCACCAUCAAGCCUGUAUCUGGAAAUCAGCCUGUCUCCAAUUCUAAGGAACCUGUUGUAGUUCCCCCAAAGCAAACUAAUACUAAUCGCAAUUCCAACCCUGCACCAAACAACAAGGCUGCUGAUCGCCAUAGAUGGAAUAAUAGGCGUCAUGGGAAUCAUGGUCAUCAUGGUUUCAGGAAUGGUCAUCAUAGCUAUGGCCGUCCAAUGCCAACCCCAUCACUACCUUCACCUCCACCCCCACCUCCGCCACCACCUCCACCACCAUUCCCAUGUUUUGAAUUACCAUAUGGGCCUUACUUUCCAAUGAUGGACAAUCCAAGAGGUUUUCCAAUUGAUCAGUCUUUUAGGAGGGUGAAUUUUGUGUCUCAUCAACGUGGAGAGGGCUCUCGUUUGAACCAAGAUCGUAACUGGAGUGCUGCUCGAUACUCCUUUGUUAGGGAUCCUCGCAUUGGUAGGCCAUUUGUUCCUAUUAGGGGUUUCAUGAGAUCACCAAUACCACCCCCUCCUCCGCCACCACCCAUGGGACCUUUUGGAAAUCCCAUUAGGCUUGAUGCAGGACCUCCAUUCUUGUACUAUUCACCAGUGCCAUUUUACGGUCCUGCACCAAUGCCACCACCACCGCCCCCUCCACCUCGUGUGUUUUAUCCAGUUAUGGAUCCUUCUUUUGUGGCGUCACUGGUCAGCCAAAUAGACUAUUAUUUCAGUGAAGAUAAUCUAGUCAAAGAUCAUUACUUGAGGACGAAUAUGGAUGACUAUGGCUGGGUCCCUGUUACAUUAAUCGCUGGAUUUCCUAGAGUGAAGAAACUAACCGAUGAUACUGAUCUGAUAUUGGACUCAUUGAGAGCCUCCACAGUGGUGGAAAUUAAGGAUGGGAAAGUGAGGAGCAAUGAUUGGAAGAGAUGGGUAUCCCAUACGACCGGGAUUACAAGUAACAGUAGCAGGAUUGAGGAAAAGGGAAUCGGUUCAUCUUCUUCUCCAGAUGUCUGUGUAGUAGCUGAAGAGAUGGCUGCUAAUCUGAAACUUGAAGAAGGAGAAUCUUCUUCAACCUAGGCUAGGGAUAUGGAUACAGAGCUCUCAAUUGGUCAUUCUUUUUUCUCAGAGAAGAAAAAAGGGUACCAAUGUGGAUCUUGUGCACAAAACAUAAACAAUUACUAAGAUACUUUUUAUGCAGAAGCAUCAAAGGGCGGAUGCAAUAGAAAAAGAAAACGGUUUGGAUUUUAUUGGAUUGAAUUGGAUUUGCGGUGAAUGAGCUGCUGACUUGUUUUUUAUAUUUAUUUUCGAUGACUUGUUCAUGUCCUUCUUCUGAUGGUACAGUUUGGUAACUUCGAUAUGAUUUGGUUCAUACUAUGGAAGGAAUGGAGUUUUGUCUGAUCUGUGUUUUUCUU
Impatiens glandulifera is the source of this 1956-nucleotide messenger RNA. Its product is annotated as la-related protein 1C-like. Bases 155 to 1621 code for a protein of 488 amino acids. Gene Ontology annotation, molecular function: RNA binding. The transcript is spliced from 6 exons. NCBI's taxonomy places the organism in Eukaryota, Viridiplantae, Streptophyta, Magnoliopsida, Ericales, Balsaminaceae. The record is from RefSeq and is a predicted model, not a curated record.